GAAGAAAUGCUCAGUCUUGAACCAUCUCGCACACAGGGUGCGGGAAGACGUUCAAGAGGCAACGCAGUCUAACGCUGCUUUCAGGAUGGUGCAUUGGUGGUGGCGUCGGUGUAUGUAAGCACUAGGUUAAAACAGCGAGUCGUACAUAAACACAGCAGCGCAGUGGAGGCAGCUGUGACCCUCGUGAAGAGAAUGUAAGCUGUGUGUUGGCAUUUCUUGGGCUAUCUGGAAUGCCCAAGGAGAAGGGGAGUUUUUGAAAAAAGAUGGUCUUGGAAUGAAUUCAGUGAUGGAGGUGGCUUAAUGGGAUUGAGAGUGGAAAUUGUUCCAUUCAUAAAGCCACCACGAAAAUGUGAAGACUUUCAGCUGAACUCUCAUCUCUCAACACUGGCAAAUAUUCAUAAGAUCUACCACACCCUUAAUAAGCUAAAUCUAACAGAAGACGUUGGCCAAGACGAUCACCAAACAGGAAGUCUGCGGUCUUGCACCUCUUCAGACUGCUUUAGUAAAGUGAUGCCACCAAGGAAAAAGAGAAGACCUGCCUCUGGAGAUGAUUUAUCUGCCAAGAAAAGUAGACAUGAUAGCAUGUAUAGAAAAUAUGAUUCAACUAGAAUAAAGACUGAAGAAGAAGGCUUUUCAAGUAAGAGGUGCUUAGAAUGGUUCUAUGAAUAUGCAGGUACUGAUGAUGUUGUAGGUCCUGAAGGCAUGGAGAAAUUUUGUGAAGACAUUGGUGUUGAACCCGAAAAUGUAGUUAUGCUUGUCCUAGCUUGGAAAUUGGAUGCACAAAACAUGGGUUAUUUUACUCUACAGGAAUGGUUAAAAGGAAUGACUUCUCUACAAUGUGAUACAACAGAAAAACUCAGAAAUACUUUGGAUUACUUAAGAUCAUUAUUAAAUGAUUCUACAAACUUUAAACUUAUUUACAGAUAUGCGUUUGACUUUGCACGGGAGAAGGACCAGCGCAGCCUAGACAUAAACACUGCCAAGUGCAUGUUGGGACUGUUAUUAGGAAAAAUCUGGCCCCUUUUUCCAGUUUUUCACCAAUUCUUAGAGCAAUCAAAAUACAAAGUUAUUAAUAAAGACCAGUGGUGCAAUGUCCUAGAGUUUAGCAGAACAAUUAAUCUUGACCUCAGCAACUACGACGAAGACGGAGCGUGGCCGGUUUUGUUGGACGAGUUUGUGGAGUGGUAUAAAGACAAACAGAUGUCCUAGGACUGUGUGCACAGCAGCGAGAGAGUCACUGUUACCACAGUUAUGUCACCCAUUAGCCAUAAAUUGCUGUUUGUACCCAAGCGCAUGCUGCUUUUCUUGCACUGUCUCCCUUUUGCAGGGACGCGUGGUGUUUGCUGUUGAAUGGGCCAGCUCUGCUUGCUGUGUAGCACUGUUCUCUUGGAAGGCUGCUUUGCAGUUCGUAUUUACACUACAGAUUGGUGAAUUUGCCAACGUCCUCACUGUGAUUACGUGUAUAUUGCUGUUUAAAUUUUGUAUAUGUGUAUAAAAAGAAAAAGCUUCACCUAGAGAUUAUUUCUUCAAAAACGUAUUGUAAAAAUAAUUUUGUGGCAUAUUUCUAGUCCCUUUUUUCAAAGGAACCAAUUAUCCUCUAUUUGGUCUCAACUGUAGCAUUUCAGCAAAUAAGACAAAACAACUGUUACCUGAGUAAACAUUGCCAGAAUUAACCUUACUGUCUGAGAGGCCAACUUUUGAAAGGAGGUGGGAGUCUUAACUUUUCAGAGGCAAAUGCCAAAUAUAAUUUGGUUUACUCAACAAUAUUAGCAUUUUAAAAUGACGAAAAUUAUAAUUAUCUGAACAUAUAGACAUAUAACAUGCCACAAAUCAUUUCUACCAUGCAAGGUAUAGUUUUUUGUUUUUUACUAUUAAAACUACAGUAGCUUGAAUAUAGGUACAAAUGAACAAAUUCAAAUUGCACCUUCUUUUAAAAAUGGGGUUUAAAUGCCUGUAAACAUUCUUUACUGGUUUCUCUUUUUCUUUUUUCCCUUUUGCAUUCUUCUAGCCAGUGUUGGGUCCGCUGGUACUCUCAUGCCACUCUACAUAGAAUCGUUUUGCCGCCUCGUGGACACCUUGUGGUUUGCUGGCAGUUGAUAAAUGCAGAGCACUUUUAGUUGCGGCUUGAAUUUUUAGUUCAGCUUUUCUGGUGUCUGAUUUCUAGUUUUCUGAAAAAAGAACCAUACUACAAGUGAGAGGUGUUUCGUUUUGUUCUGUUUUGUUUUCCUUGUUCGUUUCUGUCACGCUGGGCUUUUUCUGGCAGCAUGUCCAUUGCAGGCAGUGGACGCGUAACCACCAGCACCGAGGUGACCCAGUUCUUGCUAGGACCUGUCUUGGAGGGGCCACUUGUCAUUACCCGAGUCGUUUGUACAGAAGGGGGAUAGCCAUUGUUUAUGUGGAUGAGGAAACGAGUAAGCAGGAUGGUGUUUUUAGGUUUAUAUUUUAUGUCUUUUUUCUUUUUUGGCCUUACCCUUCUUGAGGAGAUGUAGACAUAACUUGUUUUCACCCCAACUACCUGGUGCUAUUGAAUGAUACUAAUUCAGUCCCUAAAGUUCUGUGAAAACACAACCGUCUAAUGAUUUGACCAAGUAAACAGCUAAUGGUGCAUUUGAAUGAGUGGGUGCUGUAGUUGUCAGCAAGACCCUUGACUGAGCAUGUGAUGACUGGAAGAAGUUUGGAUUUUUUGGAAAUCUGGCCAAGAAAUCUUUUAGAUGACAUGUGAACCUUAAAUGGCAUUAAAUGAGUAAAGCACACAGGCAAUGCUACUCUUGACCACUGUUACGGUUUCUUUGCAGACAGUGUUCAGAUUUUCAUAUUAUUUUUCCCUAACUGAACCACCAAAGACAGAAAUGUUGUAUGUAUAUACAGUGUGUGUGCAUGUACAAAAUCAUGAUAUGGCAGAAUGCAACUACUUUUCUUUCCUACCAAAUAGAAAGAUUUGGUUUGCUGUGAAAUAAACCGGAAGUUUUAAAAACUCUGUAGUGAUUAAGCAUACUUAACCAUUCCUUGUUUGUAGACUGACUUUUAACCUUACCAAGUGAUGCCAGUUUGCAUAAAUUAAUAUCUGAAAAGACUAGAAGGCGUUGAUGGCAAGCAGCAGCUAGCGUUGCAGUGGUGCCGGCCGCAGGCAGCUUUGGAUCUGCGGAGAAUGAUUCGUUUUUAAAAGUACCCCCAUAAAGUUAAAAAAUCACACCUUAAGGGCAAUGGUUUUAAAUUUGAUCAACUAUAGUUUUGUUUAAAGUAAAUAUAAAUCAUAGAUAAAAUUAUUUUAAAUGUUAUGUUAGAAUCUAGAAAAUUUUUUCAACACUAAGCACAGUUAAUCCUCAUAUGAAAGAAUAGUUACAAGGGGGAGAUGUUACAUUUCAUCCAUAGUGAACAUUCUGAUGACAGGAGAAAAACUCAAGUAAAAGCUAUUUCAUGGUGUGUGAUAUGAAAGUAAGUAUUCCAAAGGGAUAAUCUUGCAUAUUUAGAAAAUUCCAAAUAAUCCUUCAACUGCCUUGAAAAAUGAACCUCUCUCUGUGACUACUGAUGGCAGAUUGCUUGCCCUUGGUUUUCUUGAUUUUAUGGAGUUGUUUUUAAGGGGAGAAAAAAGGGUUGGAUUGAAUAAUAAGAUAUAUUUUCUUAAGAAUUUCCCUCAGUUACACAAAACCAUCUUCGACACCUUAUCUACUGGCUAAUGUUAAGUAAAUUAGGAUGCCUUCUUCUGGUUUUUCUUCAGUACCGAAGUCUACACCUUUUCUCUCCAUUGUGUUUUGAACUCCGCAUUGCAAUACUCUGUCAUAAUGGAAUACAACUUUUAGAUAUUUACUGCUGCGGUAGGUCAGAAGUUUCAUUAUUUGGUUUGCCACAAAUGUCCACUGUAAUAUUACGUGCACCUUUUCUGAAGCAUGAACUCUGAAUUACGUUUUUAUAAAUCUGACUAGACAAACCUCUAGAUUCUGAUUUAACAACAGAUUUCUUUUGCCUCUCAGUCUCUAUUUGAACAGUGCUUUUGAAGUUUAUACAGAAAGCUUUAAAAGUUAGUUUGUGCCCUUGGUUUUUGUUCUUACAACUGCUAAAAUACCUCUGUAAGCCUUACCCUUUAUUCUUUCAAAUGUUGUAUAAUAAAUGUAUAGAAUUCAUUGACCAACUAAAAUGUUGGGUGUCUGUAAAUGAGACCAAAAUGUGGGUUGCUUUUUUUCAUAAAAUAAUUUCUAUCGGGGGUUACUGUUAAGUGAACAACAGCUAACCUAUAACUGUGAAUGCUUCGUGUCGUCAGUAUUUGCAUUACAUUCAUGGAAGUGUGCAAGUCCUGUGACUCCCAGCUUAACUAAAGUAAUGUCAUGCCACCUACCUUGAGUACAGCAAACUGGUUUUAGGUUUUAAUGGAAUUGAUGUAAAAUGAUAAUCCCAUAAAUAAAAAGUAUUUGUGUUUGGUUUCAGAA
Molecule: messenger RNA, 4424 nt
Organism: Lemur catta (Ring-tailed lemur)
Lineage: Eukaryota; Metazoa; Chordata; Mammalia; Primates; Lemuridae
Gene: DCUN1D4
Product: defective in cullin neddylation 1 domain containing 4
Exons: 11
Coding region: 301-1209 (302 amino acids)
Biological process (GO): protein neddylation; positive regulation of ubiquitin-protein transferase activity
Cellular component (GO): ubiquitin ligase complex
Molecular function (GO): ubiquitin conjugating enzyme binding; cullin family protein binding; ubiquitin-like protein binding
Source: RefSeq, a predicted model, not a curated record